Messenger RNA from Cygnus olor (mute swan), 1673 nucleotides. RefSeq lists its product as uncharacterized. The coding region runs from base 1017 to 1673 and encodes 218 amino acids. The record is from RefSeq and is a predicted model, not a curated record. The transcript has 6 exons. Lineage: Eukaryota; Metazoa; Chordata; Aves; Anseriformes; Anatidae.
GUAGCAUCGUACUAUCAGCAUGGUAGCUUACGUAUGAGCCUAAUGCUCCUUAAGGUGUUAAGUCUCUAACACCUACUUACUGCAAAGUCGGAAUUUCUUCAUGGGGACUGUAAGGCUGCCUUAAUAUUUCACAUGAGCAAAGGCUUAUUUCUGAUAAUGGGUAAAAGCACAUCUACUAGUGCAAGAUGAACAAUGAGGAUCAUGCUUUCUAUGUCAAAAGCCAAAAACAUUUUCAAAAGCAGUGUUUGCUAAGGAAAAAAAAAAUGAAAAAAAAAAAGUUUAUGGAUUCUUUGCUGUUUGUUUAUCCAUCAACUAAAGUCCUGUUUGAAGUGUGGCAGUUCAUAAACAUUUAUCUGGGUUUCCACAGAACUAAAGGUUUAUGUCCUCAUGAAAUAGAAUUAUUUAGGUACACAGAUCUUUACUGCAAAUAUUUUUACAAAUGAAAUAUACGGAUUUUUUUUUCUUUCUAAAUGGCUCUGAAGAGAAUAAUAUGCAUGAAUAUUCAUGAUUCAUUUUUCACUUAGGGGAUAUAAUGAAGCUCAGUCCUCUCUUUAGAUUUCGGUUGAAUGCAUGUCAUGAUAUGAUCACUACUCAGCCCGCAAUCAGCUUGGGUCUUUUGAUCCCAGUAAGAUGCAAAACCCUCGAGCAUGCAUUAACUUAUCCCAUUUUCCUUGGCUCCUAAAAAAUAGCAUCAACUGCAAGACGAUAUUAAAAUUCACGGAGCCAUUUUCUGGGCCUGCGUGCAAGAGCAGCCCUGAGAGGAGCUGAGCACAAGGGAGGGUCCCGAGCCAGCCUCACCCAGCCGGGGACAUGAGGUCACAGAAGGACCCUUUGUGACCCACGCUGGUGACACCUUGCUAUAGCCGGUGCUGGCAGUGUCCGUCAGGACAGCAAGGGGACAGGGCAGGAGCGAGUGGGACUGGCGAGGAGCCCCCGAGUGCAGCCCACGUCUUUCCCCACUGCCCGUGGCAGUCCCGAGCCUGCCCCCUCCUGACCCUCACCCCUCAUCACUCUCAAUGGAGCAGAGACCCCCAAGCCGCCCCAGGGUGGCCUGGGAAGAGGAUGAGAGCUCCCAGGAGUGCAGCUCUCUAUUGGAGCCCAUCGAGGUGUGCGAGGUGGAGCCGCUGCAGCCUGAUGCUAGCUGGCUACCUGUGUAUGAAGAGGAAGAGGAAGCUGUGGACUUCAUCGAGGCCUACGUCAGAAACCCGGAAAGGGAUGAGGUGCAGAAGAUGAAGUUCCUGAGGAACAUCAUCACCGUGUGCACAACCGCCCAAGAGAAGGGCUUGUUAGAGGGCCUGGACAUCUUCUGCCGCGGAAAUAAGCUGGCAGAGAACAUCCAGGCGCUGUUGGAAGAGAAGCCUGUGGAUUACCUGUGCACAGACGUGUGGCAGGAAGCCUUGCUUGCUACUGCGGCCUUGAGCACAGUGGAGACGGCACUGGAGGGUGAAAUGUUGUCUCUCGUUGCUGCAUGCAUUAGCAGGGUCUUCUUUCUUCUGAGAAAUGGGGAUCUGGACGCUUGGUUCACUGCGAUGCUCCUGGAAAAGCUGGACAUCAUGCUGAAAGCAUUGCUGAUCAGCCCUCCUGCCUCCAGCUUCGAGGAGAAUUUGCAUAAGAUCUUGCAGGUUUGUAAUUUUCACAGUGUUGGGCUUCACAGUGGCCGUUCCUCACCCUAG